Molecule: messenger RNA, 285 nt
Organism: Racocetra fulgida
Lineage: Eukaryota; Fungi; Glomeromycota; Glomeromycetes; Diversisporales; Gigasporaceae
Source: the annotation of a GenBank genome assembly
AUUUUACUGCGGUUAAUCAGACCACCAUUAGCACUUUUCCUAACUCAAAGAAAUAUGAUAUUGCUAAUGCAAAGGGUGAAAAUGUAAUAAUUUUUGUUGACCUGUCCAAAGCCGGUGCAACCGUUGGCAGUCAGGGAGUUCUUCAACUAGUUUAUUUUCAAUCGGUUUAUUUUCAUCCUAAUGAUACCGCUCCAACCAAUACAACAUUGUACGAAUGUGCUGAUAUUAAGAUCACUGCAGAGAGUACUCCUCCAAGCUCUGUCAAUGCUGGAAGCAAAAGCGCCG